AUGCGUUAUCAACUGCCUUCUCCGCCCGUCUCUGCCGCUAACAAGAUUGCCCAUGCCAUACGCCAGCAUCCAAGGAGCGAGCACGUCCGCGACGACCCCUACAAUGCCAUUCUCCGCGCCGCUUACGAGUUGUAUCAACGCGACGACCAUUGGAAAUGGGGUGCUGCCGUUGAUCUGAUGUCAAGAGCAAUGCGAGAUCCGAGUCUCAUGAGGGAGGUUGAGAUGUGUCUCGGCGAAGAAGGUACGGAGGAUGAAGGCAUCAGGUACACAUACUCGGAGGAGUGCUCGGCGUCGCCUCACUCAACUCACCUCACUCCGUCUCUCGCCGCAAGAUCACGCCUACACACUCGUGCCUGUCUCCCAGCAUCCCCGGAGGUGCCUUUCCGGCCAUGUAGCGCCAUUGAAUUGACGGAUGACACCACCACGGGCAUCACGAAGCAAGCGCAGAGGACCCACAACUUUAAUACAGCCGACGAACGCGCCAUGGGCAGUAGUGAGCAAUCACGCACGACACGAAAUGCACAAACAGGCACGAGGACACACAUCAAACAUGCAGAGCGCAUCAGCACUCCGCAGAUGCUGCAGCACAGCGCUGUGGGCACUCUCGCCUCGAAUGGAACGCUCAUCGAUGAGCACGUUCUCGACGGAGUCACGUACGAGCCUGGUCAAAUCCCAUCAGAUGACGACUCUCUGUACACACACCGCGAUGGAGACGGCAGCAUUAGCGCUUCUGAGAGCUUGGCUGCUACCAGCGAGGAACGCGGCAUCAAGAAUGGUAACAUCAUUCGUGGAGACUCCACCGUCGACGGUCUUGGGCACAGCAGCAACACUAAUGCGGGACUCAGCCGCGACAGCAACGGUACAACCCCGAAUGUAAUCAUCGAAAACCGACGCAUCGGCGACCUGCUUUCCGACUGCUACGACCAGAGUAUGCAGCUCUACGACACCCAUCAAUCCGCCCUUGAUAUACCUUCCUCUCCCCCGGUACACCCUCCCUUCGUCACGCCCACUCGGCUACCUUCGUACAUCGACCACUUCUGGGGCAUGGAUUGGACUUCCGACACGGAGAUCGACGACGUCGUCGUGUAG
Messenger RNA from Lecanosticta acicola, 1089 nucleotides. The record is from the annotation of a GenBank genome assembly. Lineage: Eukaryota; Fungi; Ascomycota; Dothideomycetes; Mycosphaerellales; Mycosphaerellaceae.